This is a messenger RNA of Glarea lozoyensis ATCC 20868, 1086 nucleotides long. RefSeq names its product NAD(P)-binding Rossmann-fold containing protein. The transcript has a single exon. The record is from RefSeq and is a predicted model, not a curated record. Lineage: Eukaryota; Fungi; Ascomycota; Leotiomycetes; Helotiales; Helotiaceae. Bases 1 to 1086 code for a protein of 361 amino acids. Gene Ontology annotation, molecular function: 3-beta-hydroxy-Delta5-steroid dehydrogenase (NAD+) activity. Gene Ontology annotation, biological process: steroid biosynthetic process.
AUGGCAGGCGAAGAGGCACCGACAACACCUCAUGUUCUUGUGAUUGGUGGUUGUGGAUUCCUUGGAUGCCACAUUGUCCAAGCCUUUCUGGCACACAACCCGACGUGGAAAGUUUCCGUUGCGAGUCGUUCACCUACGCAUAAUCUCCGCGAUGAAGCAGAUUAUUACGCGGUAGAUAUCUCGAAGAGGAUGGAACUCGAAAGUCUUCUACUCAAAUUACUUCCAACAAUUAUUGUCAACUCUGCUUCUCCGCUUGCUCAUGCGGGUGCUCAAGCGUCCACGUCUACUACCAUUGAAGGCGCCGCAUUAUCUCUAAAUUUGGCCGCUGAGAUACCAGCCAUCAAUAGUUACAUCUACAUAUCUAGUGCCUCAAUCGCCUCUGGAAUGCCAUUUUCGUUGCUACCCGAAUCUGACGCCAAGUUAAUCAACCCAGAAACGAAUCAUGAUCCGUAUUCAGCAGCGAAGGCUACCGCAGACUCCAUGGUUCUCGCUGCGAAUCAACCCUUCAAAUUGCUUACUGCUGUUUUGAGGCCUUCUGGAAUCAUCGGCGAGCAUGAUGCACAAGUGAUCCCCAGUUUGAUAGGGGGAAUGAAGCAAGGCAUGGCACGGUUCCAAUUCGGAGACGGGAAGAACAAGUUUGAUUUCGUAUAUGCUGGCAAUGUUGCCGAUGCAACUGUAUGUUGUGCAAAAGCAUUGAUGAAAGAGCAUACCGAGAAAUUGCAAGGUGGUGACAAGACCGUCGCUGGGGAAGCAUUUUGGAUCACGAAUGGGGAACCAAUGGAGUUUUGGAGUUUCGCAAGACUGGUUUGGAGGCUUGCAGGCGAUCGUACUCCACCAGAAAAGAUCAUAACCAUUCCGAUGUGGUUGAUGUUUUUUAUGGCUGGAAUAGCUGAGUGGGUUGCGUGGAUGCUGAGUGCUGGGAAACGAAGACCACAAAAGUUCAACAAGAGUCAGAUGCAGAAUUGCAGUAUGGAUCGCACUUUUGAUGUUUCGAAGGCGAGAGAGCGAUUGGAUUGGGAACCAAAAGUCACAUUGGAGGAGGGAGCUAGGAGAGGUGUGGAGUGGGCAAUCAAAGGAAGUCAAUGA